AUGAAGAAGGCCGACCCCGCCAGCGGCCGGACGUACUACUGGAACGUGGCGACCAAGACCUCCCAGUGGGCGCUGCCAAGCAUGGUCAAGGCCGAAGCGCUCGAGGUCCAGGCGGGCGGAGUUGACGACGCCGCGGCACCUGCAGCCCGCGCUGUCGCGCUCGGCGGCGCCGCCGUGGCGCUCGCCGCCCUUGCCGCCGCUGCAGCGCGGGCGGCGCGCGCGGGCGGCCCCAGCGGAUCGGUGCUACGACGCCUUCGGCCGCCACAGGCCAGAGGGUGGUUGUGGCCGCCGUGCUGGGCGUCCCCGCCGCUCUUCGAGGCCCUCCGCGCCGACGGCUCCGACGGGGCGGCAUGA
Prorocentrum cordatum is the source of this 354-nucleotide messenger RNA. NCBI's taxonomy places the organism in Eukaryota, Dinophyceae, Prorocentrales, Prorocentraceae. The record is from the annotation of a GenBank genome assembly.